GUCCCACGUCACACACCUGUGUUCUUCAGGAAGUGCUCCUCGGGAUGCUUGUGAUUCACCUGCAGCUCGAAACUGGGUGGGAAUACUAAAAGAUCAUGUAAAACGGAAUGAAGGGCUAGUUUACGAAAACUUCUCUAACAGACACCUGCGCGCUAGUCCGCGGGUUUCGCUCUACUAUACAUGUGAGGACAAAGGCCGCCAGCAUGACACACGUACGGCAACACGGGGGACCAGCGGCCAAUUUCACAAAAAUGACGAGUGACAUGGAGCCACUCAAAGCUGUGAAUAAAUUUCCGGAUAAUGUAACGGAGAUCGUUCAGUAUGUUCCUGCAUCAGAUACAAAGAAGGUGCAGAAGAGGAAGGUUACAAUCCGUGGAAUCGUUGCUAUAGGUCUCCCCACGGCACUGGCAAUCAUUGCAUUAAUAACAGGACUGCUAGUGUGGCAUUUCCAUUUCAGAUAUAAUGGAAAGGUGCGGAAGAUGUUCAGUGGUCAUCUGACCAUCUCCAGUCAGACGUUCUCUGAUGCUUAUGAAAACAACAACAGCACCGAAUAUAAGGAGCUGGCUUUAAAAGUCUCAAAGCAGCUCAAAAGUAUAUAUGGCCAAGUGCACGUGCUGUCCAGGUACCAUGUGGCAUCUAGUGUACAGGGUUUCAGUGAAGGCAAUAAUAAUGGUAUUAUUGCAUAUUACUUGUCUGAGUUUAAUGUGCGGGAAUCCAAAGUAUCUGCUUUGGAAGAGGCUAUUGCAUCCAUGGAUGACACAGAAAAUACCAGGAAAAGCCGAAGAGGGUUCAGUCGCAUGACUGACAGCCUCAUCAUUGAUGGCAUUACUUCAGGAGCUGUGGAUGCUCGAUUAGCUGACCGAAACCUCAAACGGUCCAGUAAGAGGUCGAAUCAUGCUCAUGCAAACCAGACAGACAUAAUCCGGUCUCCUGGUUUCCCCGAUAACUCUUAUUCUCCCAACCUUUACACUGAAUGGCAGAUACGGGCUGACCCAGAGCACAGGGUCAGACUGGAGUUUGACGUCCUGGACCUGGAGAAGGAUUGUCAUAAUGACUUCAUCAAAGUGUACGACUCAUUAGCACCAUCAGAGAAGCUAGUCAUAACUGAGAAAUGUGGAUACCGCUUACCCAACGAGAAGCUAAUAUUCAUCUCUUCUGGCAAUGUCAUGCUGGUUACAAUGGUGACUAAUGAAGAAAAAAACUACCCAGGUUUCAGGGCAAUUUACUCACAGAUUCCAGCCAAAAUUCAAGACUGUGGAGGUCGUCUAACAGGUCUCCGUGGUGCCUUCACAUCACCUGGAUAUCCCUCUCAUUACCCACCUCAGAUUGAGUGUGUCUGGAACAUUGAGGUUCCACCAGGAAAGCAUAUCAAGGUGAAGUUUGACAAGUUCUCCAUACACAAUCCUGAACAGAACAUCAUCAACUGCCCCACAGACUACCUGGAGCUCAACUACAGGAUAUGUGGAGAGAAGCCACCUAAAACUGUGUACACAGUCAAAUCAAACCAAUUAACAGUAAAAUUCAAUUCUGACCGUUCCUAUGUGAGUGAAGGAUUUUCUGCAGAGUUUGAGGCCUUUGAACCCACCAAUCCCUGUCCUGGAAGAUUUGAGUGUGACAAUGAUCUGUGUAUUUCAUCUGACCAGCAUUGUGAUGGGUACAAUGACUGUGGUGAUAUGAGUGAUGAGAGAGGCUGCAUGUGUAAUGAGACUCAAAUCCAAUGCAAGAAUGGCUUCUGUAAGCCCAGCUUCUGGGGCUGUGAUGGGGUGAAUGACUGUGGAGAUAACACUGAUGAGGAAAACUGUGGGAAUUGCAAAACUUGGGAGUUCAGGUGUCGAAGUGGCCGCUGCAUCUCAGCACAGAAGCAGUGCAAUGGCUACAACGACUGUGGCGAUGGUUCUGAUGAAUCUCGGUGUGCGAAAUCCAUAGCUGUUCACUGCUCCGAUUCCACCUAUAAGUGCAAGAAUAAGCAGUGCAUUAGCAAGCUGAACCCCAUGUGUGAUGGAGAGACUGACUGUGUGGACGGUUCAGAUGAAGCCGAGUGUAAAUGUGGGAAGAAGCCUCACAAGUCCAGUCGUAUUGUCGGUGGAAAAGACUCAGAUGAGGGAGAAUGGCCCUGGCAGGUCAGCCUCCACAUGAAGACGCAAGGUCAUGUGUGUGGUGCGUCUGUUAUCAGUAACAGCUGGCUGGUCACUGCUGCUCACUGCGUGCAAGAUAAUGAUCAAUUCAGAUAUUCACAGGCUGACCAGUGGGAGGUCUAUCUAGGCCUACACAACCAGGGCGAGACUAGUAAAUCUACACAAAGAAGUGUGUUGCGCAUCAUUCCUCACCCUCAGUAUGAUCACUCGAGCUACGACAAUGACAUCGCUCUAAUGGAGCUGGACAGUCCUGUGACUCUGAAUCAGAACAUCUGGCCCAUCUGCUUACCUGAUCCCACACAUUACUUCCCAGCCGGAAAAUCUGUAUGGAUCACUGGCUGGGGCAAGUUAAGAGAGGGAAGCGAUGCAGUGCCGUCAGUGUUGCAGAAGGCUGAGGUGCGCAUUAUUAACAGCACUGUGUGCAGCAAGCUGAUGGAUGAUGGGAUUACUCCUCACAUGAUCUGUGCAGGUGUAUUGAGCGGAGGUGUUGAUGCCUGCCAGGGUGACUCCGGCGGUCCAAUGUCGUCCAUUGAGGGCAAUGGGCGCAUGUUUCUUGCGGGAGUGGUGAGUUGGGGAGAUGGUUGCGGUCGCAGGAACAGACCCGGUGUCUACACACGGGUCACAGAUUACCGCAGCUGGAUCAGAGAGAUCACAGGGAUAUAAAGCCACAAUGGUGACAAGAAAAGGCCUAUAGAACAGCUUUCUGUCUUAAGGGGAUGAUUUAUUGUAAAUGGAAAAGGUGCAUUUACACAAAAAUAAGCUUUUUUAAAAACAUUGUUUAAAAUUGUAUUUGAUGUUUUUUAUUUACUGAAAAUAAAUUGACGCGUUUUAGAUAAA
Molecule: messenger RNA, 2972 nt
Organism: Danio rerio (zebrafish)
Lineage: Eukaryota; Metazoa; Chordata; Actinopteri; Cypriniformes; Danionidae
Source: RefSeq, a predicted model, not a curated record